Molecule: messenger RNA, 681 nt
Organism: Perkinsus marinus ATCC 50983
Lineage: Eukaryota; Perkinsozoa; Perkinsida; Perkinsidae
Exons: 5
Coding region: 1-681 (226 amino acids)
Biological process (GO): superoxide metabolic process
Molecular function (GO): superoxide dismutase activity; metal ion binding
Source: RefSeq, a predicted model, not a curated record
AUGUUAUCUGUUGCUGGCAAUCGCUUCGCGAGUUUGGCUACCGCGCCAGUCCUCCGCAUGGGUUUGGCCCGUUGCUUCUCCUCAAUCACUGGACCUUUCCAGUGCCCACCUUUGCCUUAUGUUAAGAAUGCCUUAGAACCUCAUAUGUCUGCUGAGACCCUUACCUAUCAUCAUGAUAAGCAUCAUCAAACAUAUGUCGACACUUUGAAUAGUAUUGCCGCUGAGAACCCUGCCAUUGCUAAGAAGACCUUGGAACAGAUCAUCCAGACUGAGACUGGCCAGACUUUCAAUCAGGCAGCUCAGGUAUACAAUCACACAUUCUUCUUCAACAACUUGUCACCCAACGGAGGUGGAGAACCGACUGGCCGUGUUGCCGAGCUCAUCACUCGAGACUUCGGAAGUUUUGAGAAGUUCAAGGAAGAGUUCAGUGCUGCUGCUAUUUCACACUUCGGCAGCGGAUGGGUGUGGCUCAUUGCCGAUGACGGCAAGCUGAAGAUUGUUCAGGGUCACGAUGCUGGUAACCCGAUACAUGAGAGUAAGACCCCUCUGAUGAACAUAGAUGUUUGGGAGCAUUCCUAUUACAUUGACUACAGGAAUAAUAGAGCAGAGUAUGUAAAGAGCUACUGGUUCCUCGUCAACUGGGACUUCGUCAAUGAGAAGGUCGCUGAUGCUGGUCUCUAG